This is a messenger RNA of Cornus florida, 3189 nucleotides long. RefSeq lists its product as uncharacterized. Lineage: Eukaryota; Viridiplantae; Streptophyta; Magnoliopsida; Cornales; Cornaceae. The transcript has 5 exons. Bases 1 to 3189 code for a protein of 1062 amino acids. The record is from RefSeq and is a predicted model, not a curated record.
AUGCAGGCUGUUGUCAAGGUCUGGCUGAGGGAAAAUAAAUUUUCUUUGGUGGCUCUAGUAGAAGCCAGAGUUAGACAAGGUAAAGCUAAAAAAAUUCAAAAAAAGAUUAAUCCUCGAUGGGAUUGGUUAGAUAAUUAUGCUUCUCAUCUUUUGGGAAAAAUUUGGAUUGCUUGGGACCCUAUGGUGUUUGAUGUACAACUCAUUAAAGAAGCUACUCAAGUGAUGUUUUUGAAGGUUAGACACACUGCUACUGGAGUGGUUGUGCUUAUUUCUGCUAUUUAUGCUGCUAAUACAGUGCAAGAAAGAAGGAAAUUAUGGAGAAAUCUUAAAGAUCAGGCUAUUGUUAUUGAUUGUCCUUGGAUUGCUAUAGGAGACUGGAAUAUUUCUAGGUUUCAUUCUGAAAAAAUGGGGGGUUUAAGAGUGCCUCAGUACCUUCUUGAUGAAUUCAAUCAAGUGAUUAAAGAAAUCCAAAUAGAGGAGCUGCCUAUUAAUAAUGGUGGAUGGUCUUGGAGUAAUAAGCAAGGGAGAGAUAGAAGGAUCACUAUUAAGUUAGACAGAGUUCUUGCAAAUGAGGUGUGGCUUCACAAAUUUACUGACACUGCAUUUGACAGCUGCCUCUCUGUCAGACCAUUAUGGGAUGAGGUAGAGGAGCUGGUGUUCCAAGUGUGGAAUGAAUCAGUUGGAGGGAACCCUUUACACAAAUUACAGAAGAAGCUUCGAGCUGUGAAGGCUAUUAUUAGAGAUUGGAAUAAGAAGAAGAGUAAGCUUUCUGAGCAGGUUCAAGUAAUGACUGAGGAUUUACAUAAGGUUCAAAUGGAAUUGCUGCAAGAUCCUAUGAAUCCUGGUUUGAUUUCUAAGGAGAGGGAGGCUACUUUGAAGCUGCAAUCAACUCUGGAUUUAGAAGAAAUUUUAUGGUGUCAGAAAUCAAGGGUUAAGUGGCUUAAAGAAGGGGACAAGUGUUCAGCUUAUUUUCACAAUAUGGUCAAACAAAGGAGGUGUUAUAAUGCAAUAACUUGUUUGAAGCAUUCUGGGGGGGUAACGUCCUCUGAUCCUCAAGUGAUUAAGGACUGGCUUGUGCAAUAUUAUGAAGAGUUGUAUGCUGCUAAGGAUUCUGUUGUGACAGAAGAGCUUGAUAGGGAGGUUACAGCUGAGGAAAUUAAAAGGGUUGUGUUGGCUUUUAGUCCAGACAAAGCCCCUGUUCCAGAUGGCUUUCCAGCUAGAUAUUUUCAGAAAUAUUGGCAUAUUGUAGGUAAUGAUUUGACUAGUGCUGUUAUACAUUACUUUACUACUGCUGUGAUGCCUAUGGGAAUAAAUUCUACUUUUCUUGCUUUGAUUCCAAAGCCAAACCAUGGUGAUAAGUUAGAGAAUUAUAGACCCAUUGCUUUAGGCAAUCUUAGUUAUAAAAUCAUCACUAAAAUCUUGGCAAAUAGACUAAGUGUUGUUUUUCCUAAGAUUGUUGGGCUGGAGCAGUUUGCUUUUAUAAAGGGAAGAAGAAUUCAUGAUAAUAUUCUGUUGGUAACUGAUGUGAUCAAGAACUUUGGGCUGAAAACUACAGGUCCUGCUAUGGCUUUAAAGGUUGAUCUUAGGAAAGCUUAUGAUUCAGUUAGUUGGGAAUUUAUUCAUAAGACUCUCCAGGUUUAUGGUUUCAGUGCUCAAUGGAUAAAAUGGAUUAUGCAAUGUGUUACUUCUUCUAAGUUUUCUGUUCUUUGUAAUGGGGUGCCUACUGGUUAUUUCUCAGCUGGGAGAGGGAUUAGACAGGGCUGCCCUCUUUCUCCUUUACUUUUUACAUUAAUUACUGAUCAUUUCUCAACCCUUAUGCAUGAAAAAAUAGUAGGAGGGCAGAUUAAGCUGUGCAAUGUGGUUCAGAAGACUGGUUUGUUGGUAUCUCAUGCUUUUUAUGCAGAUGACCUUUUUAUUAUUGUGAAGGCAGACCUUUCCACUGCUAAGACAGUUGAUGAGGUGCUUAAACGGUUUCAUGGGGUUUCUGGGCUUGAAGUUAACAAAGACAAGAGUUCAGUUAUAUUCUCUAAGGCUGUCAGAGGGAAGAGAAGGAUUUUACAGCUUUUGCAAAUGAAGAAUGAAGUUUUCCCUUUAAAAUACCUUGGUAUUACCCUAGAAGACUUGAGCUUAUCAGAUCAGUCUUAUAUUCGUUCUUGUAUCAUUGGGUUUUUGGAUUUAAAAUUCCAUGGGGCUGUAUUAUUGCUUUGGAGAAAAAGUUCAAACACUUUUUGUGGAGUGGGAAAUUGGAGUCAAGUCAAAUGGAGUCAAGUCACACUUCCUUAUGCAGAAGGUGGCUUUAAUUUACGUAGAAUUUCUGAUAUUGAUUUUGCAGCUAAGGUAUCUAUUUGCUGGGAUUUUUUGAGGAAUAAGGAGACUCUUUGGGUGCAAUGGAUGCAUGCUAAAUACUUACAACAAUAUAAUUUCUGGAUGGUUACUCCAAAAGCUCAGGAUUCAAGUAUUUGGAAACAAAUUCUGGAGACAAGAGACUUCAUUCAAGAAAAUGUGGUGUUCAAGAUUGGUAAUGGUGGAUCUUUUAAUAUGCUAUUUGAUCCUUGGUGUGUAGGUUUGUCCCUGACUCAGAGAUUUGGUGCCACCAUGUUCAAAAAUUUUGAUAAACAAGCUAAACUAGAGACACUUAUAGUUGAUGGUGGGUGGGUUUUCCCUCCUUUCUUUCCAGAAAUUGCUGCUGAGUUUGUUGCUAAUGUACCUUUGAAGGCUGGAAAUGAUGAGAUUAGUUGGACCCAUGGUGAAUUCAGCUUGAAAAAUGCUUGGGCUGCUUGUAGAACUAGGGGACAAGUGGUCAGGGGGAAGAGUUUGUGCUGGAAAUAUUACAGACCAAGAGUUGCUGCAGAGGAUACUAAUAACCAUCUAUUCUGUACUUGUGAGUAUGCGGUGGAAGUGUGGCAACAGGUUGUUAUUUGGUUAAAUAUUACUGAUAUACGGUUUCAAGAAUUAAGUGUGUUUGUGGAGUGGAUGUUGCAGCUUACACAAGUUAAGGGCUUCAAAUCCAAGUUGUUAAAAGGGCUGUUUGUUGUUUUUGUUUGGAAGAUUUGGAUGGAAAGGAAUGCAGCUUUACAUAGUGGUUCCAAGGUUUCAUCUGCUGCUGCUGCGAAUGAUAUUAUUUGGGAAGUUUUAAACUUCUUUUCUCUUGGGCUUGCUGAUAUGCUCGCUAUAUUUGAUGUUGGGUAA